CCGGGCCCGCGGGAGAGGUGCCAGUGUCUGAGUCCCUCUCGGUGUAUGUGUGGUAACAACAUGUCUGUCCCCCUCCUCGCUGACGCAGUGACUGUCUCAGGGGCAGAGCGGGAGACUGCCGCGGUCAUUUUUUUACAUGGCCUUGGAGACACGGGGCACAGCUGGGCUGACGCUCUCUCCUCCAUCCGCCUCCCCUACGUGAAAUAUAUUUGCCCUCACGCGCCCCGGAUCCCGGUGACCCUCAACAUGAAAAUGGUUAUGCCCUCCUGGUUUGACCUGAUGGGAUUGACUCCGGAUGCACCUGAGGAUGAAGCUGGAAUCAAGAAAGCUGCGGAAAACAUUAAAGCAAUUAUCGAGCAUGAGAUGAAGAACGGGAUCCCACCCAACCGCAUCACUGGGGGCUUCUCACAGGGCGGUGCGUUGUCGCUGUACACGGCUCUCACCUGCCAGCACCAGCUAGCCGGCAUCGUGGCGCUCAGCUGCUGGCUCCCGUUGCACAAGGCCUUCCCGCAGGCGGCGAAUAACGGCGUGAACAAGGACAUCGCCAUCCUGCAGUGCCACGGGGAGAUGGACCCCAUGAUCCCCGUCCGCUUCGGGGCUCUCACUGCUGAGAAGCUGAAAUCUGUCGUCACCCCCACCAAGGUCCAGUUCAAAACCUACCCCGGCGUGAUGCACAGUUCCUGUCCUCAGGAGAUGAUGGCGGUGAAGGAGUUCAUCGAGAAGCUGCUGCCCCGGAUCUAAGCGGAGCCAAUCGAGACUGUUGCAGGGAAGGACGCCGAGGUCACAGCCGCUGAUCUUUCCCCCGUGACCCGUCCGCUGCAAACGGAAGCCAUGGCACCCCACCGCACCUCCCGCCGCACCCCCAGCCCCCACCUCUCCCCGUCUCCUCGCACCGCGUCUUCUCCGGCUGGGGUGCCCCGUCUCUCCCUGCUGCUCUCGGAGCUGAGAUUGGAGCUGUCUAAGGCGAGUCUUCGAGUGGCCUUUUCUCUCCUCCUCUUGCUCUGAGCGGUUUCUGUGGGGGUCACCAUCCCCUCGACUCCCCGUUCAGGCACCGCAGUGUGUGGGUCUGGCACGGCGCGGGUGAGGUUUUUUUUUGUUGGGUUUGGGUUUUUUUGUAACAGUGUUAGGGGUGGGACGUGCCCCUGUGUGGCGGGAGGAGCGGUGCGGGCACAGGGCAGGGCUGGGGCACCCUCCGGAGCCCUCCGUGGCCCAGAGCAGCCCGUGCUCCUCCUCUGCCCUCGGCCCAUCCUCUCCGCGGCUGCUCUCGGCCUCCGCUCAGGCGACUCACGGGUUUUCAAUCAGAGCUCAGGAACCCGGGACUCUCCUGCGAACGCCUCAAGGCCCAGGGGAGAGGCUCUGCUCUGGGCCGGUACUGCCAAAAGCUGCCCCGUCUCCCGGGGCCGGCAGAAAGGUGUCCGCGCAGCUCCUGCACCUCCUCGCACGGGGCCCCGGCCCCUGCCCUGUCGCACACGCACACUCCCCAGCGGGCUCACCCCCCGCUCCAGCAGCCUCAGCCAUCGGGCUUGUGGCAGCUCUGCCCUCCUCGAGAUAAUCGCCUCCUUCCUCCUUCUCCUCCUCCUCUUGUUGCUUUUACAAUCUCCUCCUCAGCCCGGCGAGGGCUCCCAGAGGCAUCUCUCCCUUCCUCGGCCUAGCUCUGUGCCCUCAGAGCCCCAAAGCGCUGCCGUUUACAGCCGGUGUCUGAGCAGCUUUGCCACGGAGCCCGCCCGGCGCUGGCCCGGUCCUUAACGUCUCUCUUGCUGCUACUUCUCCUUCCCUUUGGACUUGGGCUGGCUUGGGGAGGGAGAGGAGAGGUGAGGAGAGGCCCCCCCCGGCCCCCAGGGAUGGCUCUUGGCCCAGGCUGGCGUAGCUGGAGGAAGCAGGUUUGCUCCCAGCGGUCAUCUCACCAGCAUCUAACGCCCAGGUGCCGCUGCGCCCCAUCCUGCGGGGCAGCACGGGGGUCUCCGUGCUCCCCAGGGCCGGGGCUGUGGGCUCUGUUGGCCUUUCCGUGUACAAUCAAUCACGGGUUUCCCUGGGAUCCCUCGCCGGGCUGGCUGGAGGCUGCAGCCAAGGCUUGUCCCUCUCUCGAGCAGUGGCCUGGCUGGGGUGCGGGACCGGGCCUGUCCCCACCAGCAGAGCAGCUCCCCAGGCACAGAGCCCCGAAUGUCUCCUCCGCGGGUGGGCUCCUGGCCGCCCCCUCCCCUCCCGCAGGGCCGAGGGCACUUGCUGUUGAGCAGCGCUGCCCUUCUCCUCGCCUCUCCUCCAUGGGCUGAGCCCACAGCACUGUUGGGCCCUUCCGGGCUGGAGCUGUACAUGUCUUUUAAAAAAAACCAUACACCACAAAACCCGCCUAGCCUAAGGGCCGUCGCUCCCUCUCGCGUGCUCCGGCUCGGUGUGGGUCGAUGCCCUGUCGGGCCCCUCACUCCGCAGAGCCUCUGCUCGGUGCUCCGUGGCCAGCAGCGGGCUGUGGCCGGGCUCGCGGUGCCAGGGCCGGCACCUCGGCGAGGGCUGCUCCGGGUGGGGGGCAGGCGGGGGGCUCGGUGCCGGCAGCUCUGCUCCAGCUAUGCCCUCCCUGCCUGGGAUGCGCAAAGCAAUAACCCACUCUCCGGAGAGUCGGAUCUGACAGACCCAUCCUUGGUUGGUUUCUUGGGUUGUUUUGGGUUGGGGUUUGGUUUUGUUUUUUUCCCCCCCUCCGUUUAGGAAGUCUUAAACCAGCAAACCUGCUGCUGGUUUUGGGGUGAGCCCGGCUCUUCCCCUUGCUUGGGGUUCAGUCCUGCUGUUUCUUCUACUUUGUCUGUUUUAAAGCUGCUGUGUCCUCCCCUCCCUGCGCUCAGCGGGUGGGGAGGCGAGAGGCGCUGGCUGGGACGGGAACGCAGCUCCCUGCAGGUUACCUGAGGGCUGGCGGACAGACAGACCGACCUAUUUGACUGUGAACUGGAACCAUGUGCGUAGCGGGGGCCCGGGACUCGUGGCCAUCCUUGGGCACGGCCACGGGUGGCCACGCUGGCCCCUUUGCAGAGCAUUCCUGCUCGCUCCCCGCCUGAGCAGCACGUGCCUGGCCGGGGCCGUGCUGAGGACCCGGGAGGGAGAACGGCUUCUCUCCAUUCCUCAAUACAGCUUUUUUUUUUUUUUUCUUCUUCUUCUCUCUCUCUCUUUUGUCUUCCUUGUAAAUGUUUGGGGGUUUUUGUGUGUGUGUUCCACAGAGUCAGAAACAAGGUUAAAUAAAUCAUAAACCUCUCCCA
Molecule: messenger RNA, 3239 nt
Organism: Gymnogyps californianus (California condor)
Lineage: Eukaryota; Metazoa; Chordata; Aves; Accipitriformes; Cathartidae
Gene: LYPLA2
Product: lysophospholipase 2
Biological process (GO): protein depalmitoylation
Cellular component (GO): cytoplasm
Molecular function (GO): carboxylic ester hydrolase activity; palmitoyl-(protein) hydrolase activity
Source: RefSeq, a predicted model, not a curated record